AUGGCGCACACUUCAACAGCAAAGCCUUGCGUGGUGCAGCAGAUCUGGGCGGCUUCAGGCAACUCCGACGACCUCAGCCAGCUCCGACUUCAGGCAGCUCCGACUAGAGGCAACGAGUCCCUUUGCCUGCAUUGCUUCAAAAGGGAAAGGGUUAGGUGCCCUUGCUGGAGCUUUCAGAUGUCUGGAAGCUGGCUUUGGAGGACCCCGAGUCCCAUCAAGCUGCCUCAUGGUGCUGGUUCAAUUGGGAAUCUUGACAUGGGUUUCAUGACAGAAUCCGGAUUUUUCCAACGAGGAGAAGUUGGUUCCUUCCACAGGUUCUUCGAGGAAGCAGAUAUUUGGAUUGGUCUGCACGGAUCACUUGUUUUUGAAGACAUUGGGUAG
Molecule: messenger RNA, 381 nt
Organism: Ilex paraguariensis (yerba mate)
Lineage: Eukaryota; Viridiplantae; Streptophyta; Magnoliopsida; Aquifoliales; Aquifoliaceae
Source: the annotation of a GenBank genome assembly